AUGGCUAGGAUCUCAACCAGUCAUUAUUCGAAAGCCAAAGCCGUGGCCGCUGGGGUCCGAAGGAAUGCGUCCAAGAGAGUGGACGAAGUUAGGACCGGCCAGAACAAGCUUGCCACCGAGCUCAGGUCAACGUUGGGGUCUCUGCACGCGGCUCUUGAGGAGGAAGACCACCUCGCCUCGGCUCUCAUGGAAGAGCAGGAAAGAACCAUGAAGGAGGCCGUCGACUCUCUCAGCGAGAAGUACGAAGAGGCUGCGAAGGUGCAAGCGCAGGUGAAGCUGCUGGGAGAUUGCAUGCGGCAGCAUUUUCAGGUGGUGCGCAGUCAUAUCGUCGACCAAGUCGGCAGCAAGCUCACAGAGACGGUAUCGACGUGA
This is a messenger RNA of Ectocarpus siliculosus, 372 nucleotides long. The record is from the annotation of a GenBank genome assembly. Lineage: Eukaryota; Phaeophyceae; Ectocarpales; Ectocarpaceae.